GUAGUGGUCUCAAAGAGUGGGCUGUAUAUACACAUGUGAGAGGGGAUUUAACUAUAUAUUGAGCUGUAUUCAAACCGGAGCGGCAUAUUUCUGUUGCAGCGUUUCCAGCAAAAGAGCUUCUUCUUCUCUUGACAAAUAUUUUUCUUUCUGUUUCAGGAUUUUAUUCAACGACUAAGCAGUUAUGGAUUUGGAAAAAGUCAACGCAGUUGGACGAUUGGACGGUUUCCUACCAACAAAGCCGCUAUCAGAAUUAGAUUCUAAUGGUCGAUAUGUUGUGACCAAAAUGAAGAAAGUUCAAACGAAAUACGGACCUAGGAUUAUUGUAGAGCUUGAUGCUAAUUUCGUGACAUACCUUCCAUCCCGAUUAGCAAAACAUUUUGAUGAGGAAGGGUCCAACAGCCUUAAACUGAUGCAGGAGGCUGUAUCAACUAAAAACCUGCAACUUCAAUAUCUUGGAGGACCAUAUAACAACGUUCAAUUUAAAUUAUUAAAAUGA
Molecule: messenger RNA, 496 nt
Organism: Leptopilina heterotoma
Lineage: Eukaryota; Metazoa; Arthropoda; Insecta; Hymenoptera; Figitidae
Exons: 2
Coding region: 182-496 (104 amino acids)
Source: RefSeq, a predicted model, not a curated record